This is a messenger RNA of Rotaria sordida, 996 nucleotides long. Lineage: Eukaryota; Metazoa; Rotifera; Eurotatoria; Philodinida; Philodinidae. The record is from the annotation of a GenBank genome assembly.
AUGUCGAAUAAAUUGGUCUUUUUUGUACCUUAUCAUACAGGUUAUGCUCAUAUAGAAUUGAUUCUUUCGUUCGCCUCGUUUGCUGACGUUCAUCUCUUCGUUUAUAAAUGGAAUCCUGCUCAACAGCUCGUACGAGAUUACUUUUCCAGAUCAAUUCAUGUUAAAGUUCAUGAAUUUAGUAUCGAUGCUAUUCUUGCAGAAUUAGUCGUGCAACAACAACAGCAACAUCGAGUAGUUGUUCUUCUCACUGCUUCUAUAAAUUAUUCACUCGGACAAUUACAGUUUCGUUUCUUUUGUAGUAUACAAAAAAAUGCACCUUCAAUUAUCGACGUCUACUCCACGGGUCACUGCAUGUAUGGAUGUCAAAGUUGUGCUCAUGCAUAUUCACAUCGCUUACCAAUUACUUUCACUAAUUAUAUUCGUACGAAAUAUUUAUCAUCUAUUAAUAUCGAUAAAUAUGCUGAUAUUGUUAUCUGUCCAAGUUUUUCAUCUGAAGAUGCUCCAUUUAGUCUUUUGUCGAAUAAAGAAAUUGUCGAGCAAAUUGUUGCUUUUCCAUUUCCACAUGUUAUCAAACUACAUCCACUCACAUAUCAAAUUAAGGACGAUGAUAAUCCAAUGUUAACUCUAAGUAACUUGGAACAAGAACAUGUACAUCAUUUUCUUACAUCGAAAAAUAUUUUACCGAACACACAAACAAACACAUUAAAAUUAAUCGAACAUGCUCGAGUUCUUAUUUGUGAUUCCGAUUCGUCGAUUCCAUUUGAAGCACUGUAUUUCAAUGAUCAUAAGCACAUUUUAGUUUACGAAAUGGCUGAAAAACAUGAUAAUAAAGACGAUCGACAAACAUAUUUUCAUAUUUUUAACAAUGCUCAACAAUUGACUAGUUUACUCGAGCGUUACUUUGCUGGUAAACUCGAAUGUAAAACGGAAAAUAGUCAUAAAUUUUUCUUAGAAAAAUAUGUAGAACCCGAUGGAAAAGAAAUAGAACAACUGGCC